This is a messenger RNA of Corylus avellana, 3486 nucleotides long. The record is from RefSeq and is a predicted model, not a curated record. Lineage: Eukaryota; Viridiplantae; Streptophyta; Magnoliopsida; Fagales; Betulaceae.
AUGAACCUGAACCUCAGUGUUCCAUUAUUCAAGGUGGGCAUGAGCAAGGGCGCCAUGGGCCUUUUAGCCUUGCGUGUUUGGGCUACUGGGCCGGUAUGCACUGCUAACAAGGCUUUCAGGCUACAAAUGUCUUGGGCUUUGCAGAUAGUCAAGCUUCCAUUGGUCCAGGCUACUCCAGUUCAAAAUCACACAUUUGUUUCGCAAAAUUGCAGUGUCAAACACACUCUUGCUGUGUUGAGUGCUGUUUUGGUUAUGGAGAAUAUGCUGCAUUCAGAGUCUCUUAGAACAGUUACAUCAGUAAAUGGUAGACAUUCUGAAGGAAGAUUGGGAAAAUUGGCGAGGGAAAAUGGUUAUUGUUCUUUUCGUGCUAGUCCGCCAAAGUAUGAGAGACACAAAGCUUUUGCUGUUCUUGACUUUCCACUGGGAUGUGGACCAUUUGCUCCACGAAUCCAGUCUACGGAGAUGCUUGAGCAAAAAAAAGUUUUGACAUCAAAGGAAGAAAAAGUGAUUGUUUCAUCUGAUCAGGUGAAUGAACUUGAAUCUGUGAAAGCCAAACCUGUAAAGAUGCAGUCACCGGCUUUGAACAAUGCAGGGUUGAGUGAACCUGUAAAGGGUUCGCUAGAAAAUGCUGUUUUGGUUAUGGAGAAUAUGCUGCAUUCAGAGUCUCUUAGAACAGUUACAUCAGUAAAUGGUAGACAUUCUGAAGGAAGAUUGGGAAAAUUGGCGAGGGAAAAUGGUUAUUGUUCUUUUCGUGCUAGUCCGCCAAAGUAUGAGAGACACAAAGCUUUUGCUGUUCUUGACUUUCCACUGGGAUGUGGACCAUUUGCUCCACGAAUCCAGUCUACGGAGAUGCUUGAGCAAAAAAAAGUUUUGACAUCAAAGGAAGAAAAAGUGAUUGUUUCAUCUGAUCAGGUGAAUGAACUUGAAUCUGUGAAAGCCAAACCUGUAAAGAUGCAGUCACCGGCUUUGAACAAUGCAGGGUUGAGUGAACCUGUAAAGGGUUGGGAAGAAGCAGCCCGUGAUUUGUCAAAGGAUUUACAUUUGGUGUGUGCUUCUGCUUCAAAGGAAGAGAUGUUUUUGCCAAGUGGUUCAAAAUGCUGGUCACCAUCUGUUGGUCCCAGUGCUGUUCCCAAUGGCAACGGUUUGAGGAAGACUAUGGCCAAAAAGUAUCCUCCACGAAGAAAAGUUUCGGCCAUCAGAGACUUCCCUCCCUUGUGUGGAAGGAACGCCCCAUGUCUUAGUAGGGAAGAGAGUGUGAAAGUCCAUGCUUCUCCAAAGAACAAGAGUUUGGGUCAAGAAAAGCUUGUUAUGGGUGACAGGCCAUUGGAAGAGACUGAAAAAACUGACUUGAAGCGAAUGAGAGAGGAUGUUCAAAAUACAGUCGUGCGGAAGAGCAAAUUUCAGGGGAAUGUUUCUGUGGUAAUUGGGGACAAACAAGAUGGAUUUGGAAGGUCUUCUGAGAUGAAGGUGGACCAGGAGCCUGUGUUGGACAGGCAUGGGAAAGGGGCCUAUAAGCCAUACCCAAUUGAUUCUGAUGGAUGUGCUACUAAAAAAAUCAGGAAGCAAGAUGGAUUUGAAAGGUCUUCUGAGAUGAAGGUGGACCAGGAGCCUGUGUUGGAAAGGCAUGGGAAAGGGGCCUAUAAACCAUACCCAACUGGCAUUACAAGUGAAGAUAAAGGAAAGAAAUAUAGUUUUCUAGAGCUUAGGAAACAUAAAUCUGCUGUCAGGACAAAGGAUGAAUCGAAAGUUUCUGGAGUAGAGUAAAAAAAAAAGAACUCAUCUAUUUCAGGAAAGAAUGCAAAUAAAGGCAGGGGUCAAAUUGCUGUCGGGGAUAAGCAGGAUUCUGCUAAGGAUGAUGAUGAAUAUUUAGACUUUCAUAUACUUAUAAAAAAAAAAAAUUUAGACUUUUUUCAUAUGGCUCCCGGACCACGGCGUUUUGGUGUAAACCUGCCACCCAUUGGAUUGAGUAGAAGUGGUGAAGUGAGGGAGACACUGCGGCUGUUCCCAGCUGUCUGUAGGAAGCUUUUGCAGGAAGAAGAAGCAAAGUCAAAGGAACGAAGAAAAACUAAAAGGAGGGUUGAUCAAAAAGUAUCAAAGAUUCUUAUGAAGAAAGGCAAAUGUGUUAACACUGGAGAAAAAAUCUUGGGAUCUGUCCCAGGAGUUGAAGUUGGUGAUGAGUUUCAUUACAGGAUUGAGCUUAAUAGUAUUGGCCUUCAUCGCCCGAAUCAGGCUGGAAUAGAUUUUUUGAAGCAUGAUGGGGAGAUCCUUGCAAUUAGCAUUGUGUCAUCUGGGGGCUAUGAUGAUGAUUUGGAUAAUUCAGAUUCCUUGACAUAUACGGGCCAGGGAGGAAAUGUGAUGAAUACUGAUAAAGAACCUGAAGAUCAGAAACUUGAACGGGGAAACCUCGCUUUGAAGAAUAGCAUGCAUAAAAGGAAUCCUGUUAGGGUGAUCCGUGGCUCUGAGUCUUCAAAUGGAAAAAUAUAUAUCUAUUAUGGGCUAUAUCUGGUGGAGAAAUAUUGGCAGGAAUUGGGGUCACGUGGUAAGCUGAUUUUCAAGUUUCGGUUGGACAGAAUUCCAGGUCAACCAGAGCUUGCUUGGAAAGAAGUCCAAAAGCCCAACAAAUUCAAAAUAAGGGAUGGUCUCCGUGUGGAUGAUAUCUCACAAGGGAAAGAGUCGACUCCCAUUUUUGUUGUGAACACCAUUGAUGAUGAGAAACCUUCACCGUUUAAAUACAUUACCAGCAUGAUAUAUCCUUAUUGGUGCCGCCCUCUACCUCUCAAGGGCUGUAACUGUAUUAAUGGAUGCUUAGAUUCCGAGAAAUGUUCAUGUUCAGUCAAGAACGGAGGAGAAAUCCCAUUUAACUAUAAUGGGGCUAUAGUCAAAGCAAAGCCCCUCGUCUAUGAGUGUGGUCCUUGUUGCAAGUGCCCUUCUUCUUGCCAUAAUAGAGUCAGCCAGCAUGGUAUCAAAUUUCAGCUUGAAAUUUUUAAAACCAAAUCGAAGGGGUGGGGUGUGAGAUCCCUUAAUUCGAUUCCUUCAGGAAGUUUUGUUUGUGAGUAUAUAGGAGAGCUCCUUGAAGAUAAGGAGGCUGAACGAAGAACCAGUAAUGAUGAGUAUUUGUUUGAUAUUGGGAAUAACUACAAUGACAGUUCUCUUUGGGAUGGACUCUCGUCACUAAUGCCUGAUGUGCAGGCAACUUCCUGUGAAUUUGCGGAUUAUGGUUGUUUCACUAUUGAUGCAGCGCAGUAUGGCAAUGUGGGGAGAUUCAUCAACCAUAGUUGCUCUCCCAAUUUGUACGCGCAAAAUGUCCUAUACGAUCAUGACGACAAAAGAAUUCCUCACAUAAUGCUCUUUGCCGCCGAAAACAUUCCUCCAUUGCAAGAGCUGAAUUUCCAUUACAAUAUGCAUCAGGUUCAUGAUUCGAAUGGAAAUAUAAAAAAGAGGAGUUGCUUUUGCGGUUCUAUAGAGUGCACCAACAGGAUGUAUUGA